AUGUGGAUCACUCUGCAUGUAUGUCUAUAUCUGACCUUUAACUGUAUCUCUGUAUCUUCAAUGAGAAGCUCAGGCUUCUGUCAGCUUCAGGGACACUUCAAGUUAAACGGGAUGUACCAGGAUGGAGAUCUUAUUAUCGGAGGCCUGUUUGCAUUUCAUCUCAUCACAGUGUUCCCAGAACUGAGCUUCAGACAAGAACCGGAACAACCGUACUGCCAGCGAUUCUAUAUGGCAGCCUUUCAGCAGGCACAGGCUAUGGUUUUUGCCAUAAAUGAGAUCAAUAAGAAUCCUAAGCUGUUGCCUAACAUCACCCUUGGUUAUCAUCUGUAUGACAACUGUAUUAAAGUAGGAGUGGCAUUACGGGCUGCAACAGCUUUGGUCAGCGGGACAGAAGAGUCUCUCUCCGAUUUCAACUGUACUGGACCACCACCAGUGAUUGGAAUUGUAGGUGACCCAAGUUCUACUCACUGUAUUGCAAUCUCCAGUGUGCUUGGCCUGUUUCGAAUACCUAUGGUUAGCUAUUAUGCCACCUGCUCCUGUUUGAGUGACAGAAAAAAGCACCCGUCCUUCUUCAGAACUAUCCCCAGUGAUGCCUUCCAGGUGAGGGCUAUGAUGCAGAUCUUGACACAUUUUGGAUGGACAUGGGUCGGUCUCCUUUACAGUGAUGAUGAUUAUGGCAUCCAUGCCGCUCAGUCCUUCCACCAAGAUGUGCAGUUGUUUGGAGGGUGUGUGGCUUUCUCUGAAAUUCUUCCACGCUAUAACAACUACAAAGAUAUACAGCGCAUAGUGGGAGUGAUUCAGGCCUCUACGGCUAAAGUGGUGGUUGUUUUCUCCACUGUAGCUUAUGUCGUGCCUUUAAUGGAUGAGGUGGCCCUGCAGAAUGUGACGGGCAGGCAGUGGAUCGCAAGUGAAGGUUGGGCCACCUCUCCCUUGUUUCACACUCCUCGUCUCCUGCCCUUCCUAGGGGGCACACUGGGAAUCGCCAUCAGACGUGGAGAGAUCCAGGGACUUAGGGACUUUUUGCUACGCCUGCGUCCUGACAAAAAUCCAAGAAAUAAUAUUGUUACAAUCUUUUGGGAAAAUGUUUUUGGGUGCAGAUUUGACAUUACAGACAGUGGGAAAGAAAAAUCGUGCACAGGGACAGAGGAUCUGAGCAGCAUAAACACAGCAUACACUGAUGUAUCAGAGCUGAGAGCCGCUUAUAAUGUGUAUAAGGCAGUUUAUGCUCUGGCACAUGCACUUCAUGACCUGAUGCAGUGUGAGGAGGGGAGAGGACCAUUCAGUGAGAAUACAUGUGCUGACAUAAACAACCUGCAGCCCUGGCAGCUGGUCCAUUAUCUACAGAAAGUGAACUUCGCCACAGGUUUUGGGGACCGUGUGUCAUUUGAUGAGAAUGGAGAUGCUCUUGCCAUCUAUGAUGUGAUGAACUGGCAGCCGAGCUCUGAUGGGUCCAUCAUUGUCCGAACAGUCGGUGUGGUGGAUGAAGGAGCGGCAACAGGGAAAGUGCUCACACUGAAUGAAGAUGAAUUAUACUGGAACUUUGACACUAGAAAACCUCCGCGGUCUGUGUGUAGUGAGAGCUGCCCUCCAGGCACCAGACGAGCCAGAAGAAAGGGCCUUCCUGUCUGCUGCUUUGACUGCCUGACAUGUGCAGAUGGAGAGAUUUCUAACAAAACAGAUACUAUUGAGUGCACAGUGUGUCCAGAUGAGUUCUGGUCCAAUCCAGAUAAGGAUCAGUGCAUCUCUAAAGAAGUGGAGUAUCUGUCAUUUGGAGAGCCUCUGGGCAUCUCUCUGACCACUGCUUCACUACUCGGCACCUGCUUCUGUUUUGUGGUGGUUCUCAUCUUCGUUCAUCACCGUAACACUCCUAUAGUGCGCGCCAAUAAUUCAGAGCUCAGCUUCCUGCUGCUGCUGUCACUCAAACUGUGUUUUCUGUGUGUGCUGCUGUUUAUUGGUCGUCCACAGUUGUGGACAUGUCAGUUAAGACAUGCUGUGUUUGGCAUUAGUUUUGUUCUGUGCGUCUCCAGUAUUCUGGUCAAGACUAUGGUGGUAAUAGCCGUGUUCAAGUCAUCUCGACCAGAAGGUAAAAGUGCAAUGAAAUGGUUUGGAGCAGCUCAACAAAGAGGCACAGUCUUGGUACUAACUGCUGUCCAGGUUAUAAUAUGUGCAGUCUGGCUAUCAAAUGCUUCUCCAACACCACAUAAAAACACCCAGUACAUCAGGUCUAAAAUAGUGUAUGAAUGUGCUGUUGGUUCAGUGGUUGGGUUUGCUAUGCUGCUGGGAUAUAUCGGACUUUUGGCAGCUAUAAGCUUUCUGUUAGCCUUUCUGGCAAGAAACCUUCCUGAUCAUUUUAAUGAGGCCAAGUUCAUAACAUUCAGCAUGUUGAUCUUCUGCGCUGUGUGGAUCACAUUUGUUCCAGCAUAUGUCAGCUCACCAGGGAAAUAUGCAGUGGCUGUGGAAGUUUUUGCCAUCCUGGCUUCUAGUUUUGGAUUACUGGUGUCUAUUUUUGCACCAAAGUGCUACAUCAUCAUCUUACAUCCAGAAAAAAACACUAAAAAAGCCCUCAUGGGAAGAGGUUUUGGUGAGCGGGUCAAACAGAGAUCAAGAGAGAGAGAGAGAGAGAUGUGGAUCACUGUAAACAUCUGCCUAUAUCUGUGCUUUACCUGUAUAUCAGCUGCCUUCAUCCCCAGCUCAGAAUCUUGUCAGCUCCUGGGACACUUCAAAUUGAACGGAAUGUACCAGGAUGGAGAUUUUGUUAUUGGAGGCCUGUUUGAGGUUCAGAGUGUCAAUGAAUUUCCAGACCUGAGCUUCAGAAUGGAGCCAGAACAACCGCAGUGUGAAGAAUUCUACAUGAUAUGUUUUCAGGAGGCACAGACAAUGGUUUUUGCCAUAAAUGAGAUUAAUAAUAAUCCCAACCUGCUCCCUAACAUCACGCUUGGAUACAAAAUCUAUGACAACUGCUCACGGCUUGGAGUGGCAUUACGUGCAGCCACAGCUCUGGUUAGUGGAAAAGAAGAGUCUCUCUCACAUCUCAACUGUACGGGACCACCACCAGUGAUAGGAAUCAUUGGAGAUCCAGGUUCAACUAACUCUAUAGCCAUCUCCAGUGUCCUAGGCCCUUUUAGAGUGCCUAUGGUGAGCUACUUUGCCAGCUGUGCCUGUUUGAGUGACAAGAAAAAGUACCCGUCCUUCUUCAGAACUAUCCCCAGCGAUGCCUUCCAGGUGAGAGCUGUUGUGCAAAUCUUGAGACAUUUUGGAUGGACAUGGGUCGGCCUCCUUUACAGUGAUGAUGAUUAUGGCAUCUACGCAGCUCAAUCCUUUCAUCAGGAGAUGCAGCUGUUUGGAGGCUGUGUGGCUUUUUCUGAGAUCCUGCCGUAUGAUAACAACCAGCGAGAUAUUCAACGAACAGUAGAAGUUAUUCAGACCUCCACAGCCAACGUAGUAGUAGCGUUUUCAAAUUACUUAAAACCCCUAAUGGAUGAGUUGGUGUUGCAAAAUGUGACAGGAAAGCAGUGGAUUGCAAGCGAAGCUUGGACCACAACACCUAUAUUACACACUAAACAUUAUCUGCCUCUACUGGGGGGGACAUUGGGUAUCACCAUCCGACGAGGAGAGAUCCAGGCUCUGCUAAGCCUCCAUCCUGACAUCAAUCCAAAAAAUAAUAUGGUGAGAAUCUUCUGGGAGAAUAUGUUUGGGUGCAAAUUUAAAAGUGAAGCCAAUAAGGAGGAAAAAGUGUGUACAGGUCAAGAGGAUCUGAACAGUACAAACACAGCAUACACUGAUGUAUCAGAGCUGAGGGGGCCAUAUAAUGUGUAUAAGGCAGUUUAUGCUCUGGCACAUGCACUUCAUGACCUGAUGCAGUGUGAGGAGGGGAGAGGACCAUUCAGUGAAAAUACAUGUGCUGACAUGACAUAUUUACAGUACUGGCAGCUGCUUUACUACCUACAGAAAGUGAACUUCACCACAGGUUUUGGGGAUCGUGUGUCAUUUGAUGAGAAUGGAGAUGCUCUGGCCAUCUAUGAUGUGAUGAACUGGCAGCCGAGCUCUGAUGGGUCCAUCAUUGUCCGAACAGUCGGUGUGGUGGAUGAAGGAGCGACAACAGGGAAAGUGCUCACACUGAAUGAAGAUGAAUUAUACUGGAACUCUGAGACAAGAAAACCUCCGCGGUCUGUGUGUAGUGAGAACUGCCCUCCAGGCACCAGACGAGCCAGAAGAAAGGGCCUUCCUGUCUGCUGCUUUGACUGCCUGCCAUGUGCAGAUGGAGAGAUUUCUAACACAACAGAUUCUACUGAGUGCACGUUGUGUCCAGAUGAGUUCUGGUCCAAUCCAGAAAAAAAUAAAUGUGUCCCAAAGGAAGUGGAGUAUCUGUCCUAUGAAGAUCCGCUGGGCAUCUCUCUGACCACAGCAUCCCUUAUAGGCACCAGUUUCUGUGCUUUUGUAAUUGUCAUCUUCACUUAUCACCGCAACACUCCUAUAGUGCGCGCCAAUAAUUCAGAGCUCAGCUUCCUGCUGCUGCUGUCACUCAAACUGUGUUUUCUGUGUGUGCUGCUGUUUAUUGGUCGUCCACAGUUGUGGACGUGUCAGUUAAGACAUGCUGUGUUUGGCAUUAGUUUUGUUCUGUGCGUCUCCAGUAUUCUGGUCAAGACAAUGGUGGUAAUAGCCGUGUUCAAGUCAUCUCGACCAGAAGGUAAAAGUGCAAUGAAAUGGUUUGGAGCAGCUCAACAAAGAGGCACAGUCUUGGUACUAACUGCUCUCCAAGUGGCAAUAUGUGUUGUCUGGUUAUCAACUGCAUCUCCAACACCCCAUAAAAACAGUCAAUAUAUUAGUUCUAAAGUAGUGUAUGAAUGUUCUAUUGGUUCAGUGGCUGGAUUUGCUGUGCUUCUAGGUUACAUUGGCUUUCUGGCGGCUGUAAGCUUCCUGUUAGCUUUCCUUGCAAGAAACCUUCCUGAUAGUUUUAAUGAAGCAAAGUUUAUUACCUUCAGCAUGUUGAUAUUCUGUGCUGUGUGGAUCACAUUUGUUCCAGCAUAUGUCAGCUCACCAGGGAAAUAUGCAGUGGCUGUGGAGAUUUUUGCCAUCCUGGCCUCCAGUUUUGGAGUAUUAGUGGCCAUAUUUGCCCCAAAGUGCUACAUCAUCCUUUUACGUCCAGAGAGAAACACUAAAAACGCUUUAAUGGGAAGGGAAACACAACAGAAAUAG
Messenger RNA from Triplophysa dalaica, 5196 nucleotides. RefSeq lists its product as uncharacterized. Gene Ontology annotation, cellular component: membrane. The record is from RefSeq and is a predicted model, not a curated record. Gene Ontology annotation, biological process: G protein-coupled receptor signaling pathway. Lineage: Eukaryota; Metazoa; Chordata; Actinopteri; Cypriniformes; Nemacheilidae. Gene Ontology annotation, molecular function: G protein-coupled receptor activity.